Messenger RNA from Panonychus citri (citrus red mite), 2387 nucleotides. RefSeq names its product heat shock cognate 71 kDa protein-like. Gene Ontology annotation, molecular function: ATP binding; misfolded protein binding; ATP hydrolysis activity. The transcript has a single exon. NCBI's taxonomy places the organism in Eukaryota, Metazoa, Arthropoda, Arachnida, Trombidiformes, Tetranychidae. Bases 202 to 2169 code for a protein of 655 amino acids. Gene Ontology annotation, biological process: cellular response to unfolded protein; protein refolding. Gene Ontology annotation, cellular component: cytoplasm. The record is from RefSeq and is a predicted model, not a curated record.
CAAGCAAUUGAAGAAAUUGAAUCAAAUUGUGAACAAUUAACUUACUCUCAACAAACGCUCUUUAAACUCUUACUCUGUGUUUUUUUCUCUACUUUACCUACUCUCAAUUAAAAAGUGUUAAUUCUCUUUACUAUUUAAUUAUUAUUCUUUGUGAACGUUUACUUUUGCUUUGUGAAAUCAAGAAAUUUUGUUUAAUUGAAAAUGUCUGCUGGUCCUUGUAUUGGUAUUGAUCUUGGAACAACUUAUUCCUGUGUUGGUGUUUUUCAACAUGGAAAAGUUGAAAUUAUUGCUAAUGAUCAAGGAAACCGAACCACACCCAGUUAUGUUGGUUUCACUGAUACCGAAAGGUUAAUUGGUGAUGCUGCUAAAAAUCAGGUAGCCAUGAAUCCAUCUAACACUGUUUUCGAUGCUAAACGGUUGAUUGGUCGACGUUUUGAUGAACCAAGUGUUCAAGCUGAUAUGAAACAUUGGCCAUUCAAGGUAAUUAGUGUGGAUACCAAACCUAAGAUUCAGGUUGAAUUUAAGGGUGAAACUAAGACCUUCUGCCCUGAAGAAAUCUCUGCUAUGGUUCUUACCAAGAUGAAGGAAACUGCUGAAGCUUAUUUGGGUAAGACUGUAACCAAUGCUGUGAUUACUGUUCCUGCUUAUUUCAAUGAUAGUCAAAGACAAGCAACUAAAGAUGCUGGUACAAUUGCUGGGCUUAAUGUUUUGAGAAUCAUCAAUGAACCCACCGCUGCUGCUAUUGCUUACGGUUUGGAUAAGAAAGGUGCUGGUGAGCAAAAUAUCCUCAUAUUUGAUCUUGGUGGUGGUACUUUUGAUGUAUCCAUCUUAACAAUUGAUGAUGGUAUUUUUGAGGUUAAAUCAACCGCCGGUGAUACUCAUUUGGGUGGUGAAGAUUUUGAUAAUCGAAUGGUUAACCACUUUAUUGAGGAAUUUAAACGUAAGCAUAAGAAGGAUAUUGUUGCUAAUAAACGAGCUGUAAGAAGAUUGAGAACUGCUUGUGAACGAGCCAAGAGAACUCUCUCUUCCUCAACCCAAGCAAGUAUCGAGAUUGACUCUCUUCAUGAGGGUAUUGACUUUUAUUCCACAAUCACUCGUGCUCGAUUUGAAGAGCUUUGCUCUGAUCUUUUCCGAUCAACAUUGGACCCUGUUGAAAAGGCUCUUCGAGAUGCUAAAAUUGACAAAGCACAAAUCAAUGAAAUUGUAUUGGUUGGUGGAUCAACUAGAAUUCCAAAGAUCCAGAAGCUUCUACAAGACUUUUUCAAUGGUAAGGAGCUUAACAAAUCUAUCAACCCUGAUGAAGCUGUUGCUUAUGGAGCUGCUGUUCAAGGAGCAAUUCUUAGUGGUGACAAGGAUGAAACAGUUAAAGAUUUAUUACUUCUUGAUGUUACCCCUCUUUCUCUUGGCAUUGAAACCGCUGGUGGAGUCAUGACAGCUCUUAUCAAAAGAAACACCACCAUUCCCACCAAAACAUCACAAAUUUUCACCACCUAUUCUGACAAUCAACCUGGUGUAUUAAUCCAGGUCUAUGAAGGUGAACGAGCAAUGACCAAAGACAACAAUCUUCUUGGUAAAUUUGAAUUGGCCGGUAUUCCACCUGCUCCUCGAGGUGUUCCUCAAAUUGAGGUGACAUUCGAUAUUGAUGCAAAUGGUAUCUUAAAUGUUACCGCUGUUGAUAAGAGUACUGGUCGUGAAAAUAAGAUCACCAUCACCAAUGAUAAAGGUCGUCUUACUAAGGAACAAAUUGAAAAGAUGGUUAAUGAAGCUGAGAAGUUUAAGGAAGAUGAUGACAAAGUGAAAGAACGUGUUGCCGCUAAAAAUGCUCUUGAAAGUUAUUGUUAUAACAUGAAAUCCACAAUGGAAGAGCCUAACGCUAAAAUUGCCGAAGAUGAUAAAACUAAAGUUCUUAACAAGGUCGAUGAAGUAAUCAAAUGGUUGGACAGUAAUCAACUUGCCGAAAAGGAAGAAUUUGAACAUAAACAAAAAGAGCUUCAAGAUGUUUGCUAUCCAAUUGUUACCAAAAUGUACCAAAGUGCCGGUGGAGCUCCCGGUGGAAUGCCUGGUGGAAUGCCCGGAGGAAUGCCCGGUGGAAUGCCAGACUUUGGUGCCGCUGGUGCCCCUGGUGCCUCCGCUGGAGCCAAAGGACCAACCAUUGAGGAAGUUGAUUAAAACAUCGUAAAUCUCCCCACCGCACAAACACAUGUAAAUGUAUAAAUUCAACUCUUUUUUUUUUCAUCUUCACUUACAACUAAACUUGAAAAUACAUUGUUAAUAUUUCCUCAUACUCAUUUAAAAUGUAUCAAUGAAUGAAAGUCAAUUACAAUAAUACAAUUACGAUUACAAUUAAAUCUUAAUUGUAUUCAUUAUCUAUGUUAAACUUUUUCCAA